UUAAUUCGAUUUAGGGUGUCUGUAGCUCAUCUCUGUUUUUCCUUUUCCCCUUCUGUGGGUGUCCUUUUCGUUUCCUUGGAGACAUUCUGCUCAGAUUGUGAUUUCAACCGGGACAGUCACCUUCGCCGGCAAUUGUGAGGCAAUUUAUUAGUCUCCGGUCUUGUGAAGUUGUUAAAAAUAAAUAAAUAAAAAAUGGAGGGGAAUACUAAUCAUAACACACCUCGAACAGUCGAAGAGGUCUUUAGCGACUUCAGAGGUCGACGAGCUGCUCUCAUUAAGGCUCUCACUCUCGAUAUGGUUAAGUUUUACCAAACAUGCGAUCCUGAGAAGGAGAACUUGUGUCUGUAUGGACUUCCAAAUGAGACAUGGGAGGUUAAUCUUCCCGCCGAGGAAGUUCCUCCUGAGCUUCCUGAACCUGCUUUAGGCAUCAAUUUCGCUAGAGACGGCAUGCAAGAAAAAGACUGGGUUUCUCUGGUUGCUGUUCACAGUGAUUCCUGGCUGCUUUCUGUUGCCUUCUACUUUGGUGCACGUUUCGGGUUUGGUAAGAAUGAGAGGAAGAGACUCUUCCAGAUGAUAAACGAUCUCCCAACCAUUUUCGAAGUUGUGACUGGCAAUGCAAAGCAGUCCAAAGAACAAUCUGGUACCACCAACAACAAUAGCAAAAGCAAACCUAGCGGCGUGAAGGUUUCAAAUCCACGGCCUAAAGAAGAAGAUGAGAGUGACGAAGAGGAGGAACAAGGUGCGGUUUGUGGAGCAUGUGGAGACAGCUACGGUGCAGAUGAGUUUUGGAUAUGCUGCGACGCGUGUGAGAAGUGGUUCCAUGGAAAGUGUGUGAAGAUAACACCUGCAAAAGCAGAGCACAUCAAGCAUUACAAAUGCCCAAGUUGCAUUAACAACAGAGCCAGACCUUGAUGUUACAUAAAACAACCACAAGAAGAAGAAAUAAAGGUAAAAGUAUUAUUGGACAAAAGAACAGAUAAAAGGGUCUUUAGAUGAUGUAAGAAGGUAAAACAUACGCUACCUUUUUUCUUAAUUGCUUAGUUUUUUUAAUAAUGGACUGAGUUUACUGUAUUUAGUACAAUUCGAGUUGUCUUUCUUUUCUUCUUGGAUUUUCUUGUUGUUAAUGUUAAUGCUGCAAGCCUACAACUACUAAUGUGCAUGUUUGAGGUUAUUUUAGUUCUUUUCGUCUACAGUAAAUUUUGUUAUGC
Messenger RNA from Eruca vesicaria subsp. sativa (arugula), 1208 nucleotides. The record is from the annotation of a GenBank genome assembly. NCBI's taxonomy places the organism in Eukaryota, Viridiplantae, Streptophyta, Magnoliopsida, Brassicales, Brassicaceae.